This is a messenger RNA of Portunus trituberculatus (swimming crab), 2923 nucleotides long. Its product is annotated as obscurin-like. The record is from RefSeq and is a predicted model, not a curated record. NCBI's taxonomy places the organism in Eukaryota, Metazoa, Arthropoda, Malacostraca, Decapoda, Portunidae. The transcript has 8 exons. The coding region runs from base 1198 to 2319 and encodes 373 amino acids. Gene Ontology annotation, biological process: synapse organization. Gene Ontology annotation, cellular component: neuron projection membrane.
CAAAGGGCUCAGUUGCUCUGGUGAUGCGAGGGAGUGUAGGCGCAACGUUGGCAGGACUUGGCUUCUUCCUGGACCGUCCUGUGAGCGUGGAGCAAGUUCUCAGAUUAAUAUUCCCGAGUCGCGCGGUGGUAUCUUUUGAAGACGUGCUGCCUGUGGUGGAGUAGUGUGCUGGAUAACUUGACUGCAGAUGCUCAGUGGAGAUAAAUAAGAGAGGAAAUAACUUGGUGGGUGUUAUUAAAGAAAUCGCGCGGUUAAACUACAGUGGCAGUGUUGAGGUUCACUUGAUUCAAACCCAUCUAGCCAAGGUCAUGGAGGAGAGGCCGCUGUAGUGACCUCCUGCAGUCCAUCUACCGCCAGGGAAGUUGUUGGGUAGAGGCACUGUGGGUUCACCGGCUCCACGCCCUCUGCCCCGGGCACUCACCUCCCGCACCAGCCGCACUGCUCAAGCUCUUCUUUCACCCCUGGAAAACAUUAGCCAGACUGGACACGACGACAGUGGCGCUCCCUUGCCUCGGUGUGUGCCUGGUCAUCACGCCGCCCUCGCCUUCAGGAUCAUGAGAGAGAGGGUUGAGUUGGCAAGGACCGAGAGCAGCGCAAGGCAGCGAGGUGGCGAGGCCCCACCUGCCCUGAGGGGAUUCGCUUGACGGAGAGGAGCGGCCUCCAGCCCUCCCCACGCCCCCGUCACGCCUCCACGACUUUGCUGAGGCGGGAGUUCCGAGACGCUCAAUGGGGAAUAAGAAAAAUAUGUUAUUUAGAAUAACGGGGAAGAAAGAAAAGCUUUCCAUUACCACGAGUGACUGACCGUCUGCAAAACACGGCCGGCGGGGACAAAAAGGAAUUGUGAGGUUCGGCAACAGUUGGUUUUAUUGACUCACAGAACAAUGAGCUUCUCUCAGAUACGUGAACAAUGAACUUUAAGGUAAUACAAAGUAUCUCGUUCUCGCUGUAAGACGAAGAAGGAAGGACAACAGUUAUAGUCACAGAUACACGUAGUGUUUUUCGUGUUUGUGUGUGUAAGUGUGGGCGUGGGCGGCCUGGCCCUUGCGUCAUUCAUCCUAAACAAGACAGUGGGUCGUAGUGUGACAAUGACAGAGGCCACGAGGAAUGGAAAGCACCACCCUCGCCAGGUCCACGCCGCCUGACUUCACUUGAAUACGUGGCUCAACUUUUUUACCUGCUUUUAGAACGCGAACAGUCAUGAAGGCCGAGCGAGGCGCCUCAGUAAGACAUUCCCUCGGUGUAAAGGGUCACACCGUUGGUACCACACAGACCUACUCUCCACCGGGACUCGUAAAGCCUUCUCUCGCCAGGCCGUGCGAGCGGAGAGCCUUCCGGGCUGGUGGCUCCCUCACCUCCAUGUCCAGGUCGUUGCACUACCACUGGGGAUCGAGCCAGGAGCAGCCCACCUCGCAGGGGACACACCACAAGCAGACGUGCUUCAGUUGGCUUCAGGUCUUCCUGACGCUGCUCACUGUGCUGCCCAGCAUGGCUAAAGGUCCCCAGGGCACCUCGCACAACACUCUGGGAGGCUACGGCAGCAGUCUGUUGGGCAAGAACGGCAUCUUCCUCCAGGCCAACCACAGCGACAUCACGGCCCAGGCGGGAGCCACAGCCACCCUCCCCUGCCGCCUCAGCUCCCCACUCGGCGACGGCAUGGUGUCAUGGGUGCGGCGGCGGGACUACCAUCUGCUGACGGUAGGGCGGCAGGUGUACUCGUCCGACGCUCGGGUGGGGGUCAAGGUCUCCAUGGACGGGUCUGACUGGAUGCUGACGGUGCGAUAUGUGGCCCCGCAUGACGCUGGCCUCUACGAGUGUCAGGUGUCCUCCCAUCCGCCCCAGCUGCUCAUGGUCAACCUGCAUGUUGUGGAGGCCCACGCGGAGAUCAUGGGCACACCGGAGCGGUACAUUCACCACGGGUCGUCCCUCAAGCUGGUGUGCCUCCUGAAGGGCGCCACCGAGCCACCAGUGUACGUGUUCUGGUACCGCGGCGAGAGGAUGAUCAACUACGACAAGGAGCGCGGGGUGACUGUGGACAACUCCCGCAAGACGUCCAAGUUGUACGUGGCGUCAGUAUCGCGGCGAGACGAGGGCAAUUACACUUGCGUGCCCUCCAACGCUGCCGCCGCCUCUGUGGUGGUCACCGUCAUCCAGAAAGAAGAAUGUACAGAAGAACGCCAAGGGACCACACAUCUGCUUUGUAUGGGUCGUAGUACUCGCCACCCAUCACUUCAGGCGCCAUGCUGUACAUGGUGCCCGCUAUGGAGCCCGUCAGCCCGUGGACCUUCUUGCUCAGACCGAAAUCACAAAGAGCGACGAUGAAAUGCGGAUGGGUGUUUGAAAAGUGACCCUUCACAAGAAUAUUUUCGAAUUUGAUGUCUCUGUGAGCCACGCCCUUCAGGUGCACGUAUUGCACCGCGUUCGUCAUCUGUCUAAAGAUACACCUGGCGUGCGUGAGAUCAAGGUUGGCAUCGCGAGACCGCAGGUAUCGCUGUAGAGACCCCAGUUCGUACAGCGGCAUGAGUAGCAGCGUGUACUUGGGAAACCUGUACGUCUGCAGGAUGUCAACGAUGUUUUCGUGGUGAAGCUUCGAGGCGCACUCUAACUCAGCCCUGAGCAUGUUGUUUGCGAAGGGCAGAAGAAAGAACCAGUGGUGGUGGAUCACCUUGCAGGCCAACCUCCUCUCGCUGCUUGACGAGGUAGCCAGGUAUACGUAACUGAACCCUCCUCGACCCACCACCUCGCUCAACUCCCACACCUUCCCAUCGUGCACGAUCUCCACCUCCUCAGGAUUUAAACCUUUCAUGAUUUGUUUUCAUGUCGUAAUUAUCAGGAUCUUAAACCAUAUAUCAAUAUGUAAGACCAAUUAAUAGACAAGGAGAAGACAGCUGGAUGAGAGUCAACUUUAUCCUCAUCCUUGUGUGGA